Molecule: messenger RNA, 906 nt
Organism: Emericellopsis atlantica
Lineage: Eukaryota; Fungi; Ascomycota; Sordariomycetes; Hypocreales; Bionectriaceae
Product: Alpha/Beta hydrolase protein
Exons: 1
Coding region: 1-906 (301 amino acids)
Source: RefSeq, a predicted model, not a curated record
AUGCAGAAGAAUACGCAUUCAAGUCACUUUGAACUUCCAUUUCCCAGCGUUCUCACAGUGGCGUUCCAGUCCGCCUCCGAAUUCCUCCAUGUCCAACCUGACACGAAGCUUCACAUUGUUCGCUCGUACCCUGCCCUCCCCGUCAAUUCCGAAACGACGGACGCCAGCGAAAAGAUCACUCUUAUUUUCCUUCACUUCUGGGGAGGCUCAUCCAACACAUGGGCCCCCGUCCGUGAGCUCGUUGCGCCCCAAUUUCCAACCCUGUCCCUGGAUUUCCGCGGCUGGGGUCAAUCCACGGGACCAGACGAUAGGGGCGCGUUCUCCAUCGCCCAUCUCGCCGAUGACGUCGAGGCCGUCAUCACGCACUGCAAGAUUGGACGCUGCAUCGUCGUCGGCCACUCCAUGGGCGCCAAGGUCGCCUCAGCAGUGGCAGGUCGGCGUACCGUCUCUGGUCUGCUCGGUGUGGCACUCGUCGCCCCAGCGCCGCCUACACCACUUGUUCUUCCAGAGACCAUGCGAGAGCAGCAGAUCCACGCGUACGACACGGCACAGAGCGCUGAGUUUGUCGUGCGCAAUGUCCUCUCUGCCGGCGGUCUGUCCGAUGUGACUGUUGAGGCCGUCGUGGCAGAUGCGGUAGGGGGCAGUGAAUGGGCCAAGGCGGGCUGGCUGAACUAUGCCAUGGCGGAGGACGUCGUCAGCCUUGCCAGAGACAUCAGUGUGCCCGUUGCGGUGUAUGCAGGUGGGAAAGAUGUGGUCGAGCCAUUGGCACGUGUUGAGCAGGAGGUCUGCGGGAAUAAUAAAGGGGCUACCUUGGCGGUCCUCCCGGAUUCUGGUCAUCUCAUGCCCCUGGAAUGCCCAGAGGAACUUGGAAGGCACAUUCUGAACUUUGCGAGGAGUGUGACAUGA